This is a messenger RNA of Vanessa tameamea, 1609 nucleotides long. RefSeq names its product alpha-amylase-like. The transcript has 10 exons. The record is from RefSeq and is a predicted model, not a curated record. The coding region runs from base 70 to 1551 and encodes 493 amino acids. Gene Ontology annotation, molecular function: alpha-amylase activity; cation binding. Lineage: Eukaryota; Metazoa; Arthropoda; Insecta; Lepidoptera; Nymphalidae. Gene Ontology annotation, biological process: carbohydrate metabolic process.
AUUAUUAUGUAGCACAAAUGUAGCUUCCACUUAAUUAACAAUCUCUCAGUAAAUUGUGAUCUUGUAAUCAUGUCGUGUUUUGUUUUAAUAUUGAUUUUAACGAGUGGAGUGUGUAGUUAUGAAACGAACAUGUUACCAAAUAGAACGACGAUUGUACAUCUAUUUGAAUGGAAAUGGCGUGACGUUGCAGACGAAUGCGAGCGUUUUCUUGCACCUAAAGGCUUCGGCGGUGUCCAGAUAUCUCCGCCUUCCGAAAACCUGGUGAUACACAAGGAUGGUCAAAGACCUUGGUACGAACGCUACCAAGUAAUGUCCUACAAGCUGAUAACGAGAUCCGGUGACCAAAAUGAUUUUCUGGAUAUGACUAGGAGAUGUAACAACGUCGGUGUACGAAUCUACGCCGAUGUUGUCGUUAAUCAUAUGACGGGCGCUUACAAAGAUAAUAAGGGCACCGGUGGGAGCACGGCAGACUUCAACACCUAUAAUUACACGGGAGUCCCAUACAUCGAAAAAGAUUUUCACAAUCCGCAUUGCAAAAUCAGCAACUACUACGAUGUCAAUGAGGUACGAAACUGUGAACUGUUGGGAUUAAAGGAUUUGAAUCAAACUGAAGAAUAUGUACGCAAGAAAAUAGUCCGAUACUUCAAUAAACUCAUCAAACUCGGUGUAGCUGGUUUUAGAAUCGACGCAGCCAAACACAUGUGGCCAAGCGAUCUCAAAGAGAUUUAUAAGCAGCUUAAUAAUUUGAACCCCGAACACGGAUUUGUUCCAAGAACGAAGCCUUAUAUUUACCAAGAGGUUAUUUACAAUAAUGGAGAACCAAUUCAUCCCGAGGAGUACACGCCUUUCGGUGAUGUCACUGAAUUCAGGGUUGGAUCGGAACUUACGAACGUAUUUCGCGGUAAAAAUGCAAUGAAAUGGCUAAUAUCUUGGGGAGAACAUUGGAAGAUAUUGCCUCGUGAAUCAGCCUUAACUUUUAUUGACAACCAUGAUACUCAGAGGAGCAAUGACGUCCUGACAUAUAAAGAAUCUAAAGCUUAUAAGGCAGCCAUAGCGUUCCUAUUAGCACACCCAUAUGGCAAGCCACGUGUAAUGAGUAGUUACUUCUUCGAUAACAGUGAACAAGGCCCACCGUCUGAUGGAAACGAAAAUAUUAUCACACCAUGCAUUAAUGAAGAUGAUAUGUGUGGUAACGGUUGGGUAUGCGAGCAUCGAUGGCGCCAAAUAUACAACAUGAUAUCCUUCAGGAACGCCGUUAGUGAUGCCAACAUUGAACGUUGGUGGGAUAAUGGAAACAAGCAAAUUGCUUUCGCGAGGGGUAGAUUUGGUUUUAUCGUAUUUAAUGGUGAUAACGUUGAAUUGAAUCAAAACUUGCAGACAGGUUUACCACAAGGCAGAUAUUGUGACGUUAUAUCUGGUAAGAACAUUGGUGGAAAAUGUUCUGGGACGACUGUAAGGGUAGAUAUGAACGGCCGUGCACAUUUCUACAUAUCACAAUAUGCUGAAGAUAUGCAUAUCGCUUUACAUGUUGGGACAGAGUCAAAGUUGUGAUCGAGUGACAAGUGAGAACCGUACUUAAUUACGAGAUUGAAUAAACAAUAAUGUAAAA